AAUUGAGUAAAUGUUUUUUCCUUAUAAGUUAAUCCAAAUGCGCGACAAAUUAAUGAAAUUAUUAUUCGAUUUUUCAACGUUCUCACGUUCUUUAGGACUUGGUGAAAGACGUCAUCACUCGUUAGGGUUGUCGCAGAGCUAGCACAUGUUAAUAUAUUUUAUUUCAUUGUAAUGAGUUCACCGUACCCGACAAACAGUUUAGAAUAAAAUCUUUACGAACGGAAACCCGAGUGUAGCAGCAUCCUCGCCACCGGUGGCGCUAGUGCGCCUGAUAUGAAGACAAAGUCAGACGAAGAAGAAGCUGUGACUUCACUCUCGAGGAACUCUGCCGCGGUCAUGGGUACCACUCCCACUCCCGCCUCCAUCUGCCCAUAAGGUUUAGCUUCAGCAGCAUCGUGGCUCGUGUGUGAGCAUGUUCCUGUCAGCCCACCAUGACCUCACAUCCUUCAGCGCAGCGGCCGACCUCUUCACUGCAUCUCCUCUUCCUCCUCUUGCUGCUUGUCAUCGCAGCGGGAGCCACUUCGGUGGGCAAAGGUGGUCUGCCGCCUGAGACGGAUGACACGUUAAGUAAGAACCAGUCUCAUCCUGGUGGUGAUGGAGUGAGUCAGUCCACCAACGGAACUGCAUCUAGCAGUUUUUCAGAGCUCGAACAAAAAGUUGUGGUGGAACCGUCUCCCUCCCCAAAUGCAACGGCACCCAACAUGACUGCAUCAUCAACGGUGAACUCCGCAGAUGUACCUUCAGCGAUGAAUGUCACGACUGCAGACAAAGCCACCACGGCUUUUACAAAUGCCACCACACAUGUGGUAGCUUCAGCGCUAACCCCGACUGAAGCCAAAAACCAAACAACCUCUGCUGAAACCACCACUGAACCUGCUACGACAGAUGCCACCACGACACCUGCAACGACAGAUGCCACGACAGAUGCCACCACGACAUCUGCUACCACAGAUUCCACCACGACAGCUCCUACAAAUAAUGCCACCAAAAUGGCCCCAACAAAUGGCAGCACCACUGCAUCUCCAACCACAGCUUCCAUCAUCGGCGUUCCUACCACAGCAUCCACCACCACAGCGGCAACAACAGUGACCACCACCCCAAUCCUGGCCGCCACCACCACACCAGCAGCCGAGCCCACCGCUGCUGCCACAUUACCAUCCGCGGGUUCUUCACUGGCGGCGUCUACUGUGUCAGACAGGAAGGUACAGCAGCCCGUCACUACGGUAACAGGUGUGUUGGAAGAGGCUGGGUUGGCUUUGACCAGGAAGGUUGGGGACACGGCCUCCCUCCUGACAGUCCUGCUGUUCGGGCUGCUCUUCUUUGUGGUCACUGUGGGGGUGUUCGCCUCUCAGGCCUACGAGAGCUACAAGAGGAAGGACUACACUCAGGUGGACUACCUGAUCAACGGCAUGUACGCCGACUCUGGAGUGUGACUGGGCACGACUUGUCGCCAUCCAAUAAUUGUAACCAUUCCAGUUUUGUUUACACCAGCGUGAGCUUUAAGUUCUUUGAUCAAACAUCCACGACGUUAUUCAGAUGAAGCACAUGGAGGAGGGAAUUUUACCUUUGAAAACUAACAGAAAAGAGGAAAAAUUUGAAUUUACAAACAAAUGAGGACAAAAUGAAGCAGCAGAAAUUAUUCAUCACUGGAUUCCGCCCAGAAGUUACCAAUUUCGUGACAUUUGAGAAGGACAUAAGCAAUGGAUAAAGCUCUUUGAUAUGAGGAUCAUUUUUCUGUUUAUUUUUAAAUCAAAAUUAAAAGAAAACACAAAUCCAGUUGGGAAUGAUUCCAAAUUGAAACCUCACAAAGCUCCUAUGGGCCACAUGCACCACUAAAAUGAAAUAAAAUCCUUAAAAAGGCUUCACUUUGAAACCUGUCAAAAUACAUUAUUAAGAAGCACAUUGAUGGGGAAAACAAUCACCUGAAAAUUCCAAUACAAAACUUCUAUCGGGAUCUUUUGUGUAGAGAUUAACAAAGUUGCUGUAGUUCUAUGAACUUUGACCUGACGUGGACUGUUUCGCACCUCAUCCAGGUCUGUAUUAUUCAAGCCACCUCUGAAGCCUUUCAGUAUCUUCAUCAGUUCCAAGACAUUUCAGUCUGUACAUUUCUGCUCGUGUUUUUUUUUUUUUUUUCAGUUGCACAGAAUCCGCUCACCUGAAAUGCCCCCUGCUGUGUCAUGUUGGUUUCUGUGUUCUGUAAACAGUGCAGGGGAUGGUUCAACUCCAGUGAUGCUACACCACUGAGCAGUGUCACCGUGUUUCUACUGCUCAGAUAUGCUUCACUGAAGCCAAAUAUAGAACCUGCUGCGGUCCAGCUGGUCCCGUCAGCAGCCGCUUCCCCUUCACUCUCUGGACCUUCUUCACACGAGGAACCCGGCCACAGUUCAGUCUAGACUCUUCCAGUCUUUGCACAGGUCUUACAGUAGAUUUCCAGAGGAACAUAUCACUUCAUGAUCCAACUCACAGGCUGAACCUGAAUGUGUUUUCUUCGUGCUAGCCGAUUAAAAACUUGCCAAAUGUUUACUGAUGCACUUUUAAACAACAUGUAUUAGUGGUUGUAUUUCAAGCCAAGAGGAAGACAAAGCCAUUCUUAACGACUGAUGACACGAGUUAUACCUAAUGUCUUUUCUUGAGUUUUUGUAAUGUUUUUGGACUAGUUUUGUUUCUAACUCACGGUUCCAUUAAAGGGUUUAAGGUGACGGGGUGCUGGUCCUUUUUCCAGGUGUGGUGAGUCCUGAGUUACGAAACAUUGCAGUGAAAAAUAAAAGGCAAGAAAACAUGU
Molecule: messenger RNA, 2782 nt
Organism: Synchiropus splendidus (mandarinfish)
Lineage: Eukaryota; Metazoa; Chordata; Actinopteri; Syngnathiformes; Callionymidae
Product: integumentary mucin A.1
Exons: 3
Coding region: 432-1433 (333 amino acids)
Source: RefSeq, a predicted model, not a curated record